AUGUCGCUCCAGCGGCGCUCGGUCGACACGCUCCUGUCGCGUGCGUGCGCCCAUAGUGCGCUCGGACCGCAUGACCCAGCGACGUCGCGGACGUUCCUGCGCGAGAAGUGUCGUGUGCUUGUAGUCGGCGCGGGUGGCCUUGGAUGCGAGAUUUUGGCGAACCUUGCCAUGAUGGGAUUCGGACACAUGGACGUGAUUGAUAUGGACACCAUUGAUGUGUCGAACUUGAACCGGCAGUUCCUCUUCCGCGAGUCUGACAUCGGGCAGCCCAAGUCGACAACGGCUGCAGCGUUUGUGCAGAAGCGCGUGCCUGGCGUACACAUCACACCGCACGUGUGUCGCAUCCAGGACAAGGACGAGGCUUUCUACAUGCAGUUCCACCUCAUUGUGUGCGGCCUCGACUCAGUCGAGGCACGGCGCUGGAUCAAUGCCACACUCGUUAAUAUGGUCGACGAAAGUCGUCCUGAGUCGCUCAAGCCCCUCAUCGACGGGGGCACAGAGGGGCUCAAAGGGCAGGCACGCGUCAUCCUGCCCACCAUCACCAGCUGCUACGAAUGCAGCCUGGAUAUGCUGCCGAAGCGCACUGUCUAUCCCGUGUGCACAAUCGCCAACACGCCCCGUCUCCCAGAGCACUGCAUUGAGUGGGCCAGCGUCUUGGAGUGGCCGCGCGUGCGCCCCGGGCAGAAACUCGAUACCGACGACCCCGAGCAUAUCCAGUGGGUCAUGGAUACGGCGCUGGCCCGCGCUCAGGGCUUCCACAUUGACGGCAUUAACUGGUCACUCACGCAGGGCGUCAUCAAGAACAUCAUCCCCGCCGUCGCCAGCACGAACGCCAUUAUUGCUGCUGCAUGCACGCAGGAAGCCUUCAAGAUCGCCACGUCCACCGCACCCUAUCUCAACAACUACAUGAUGUAUGCGGGCAACGAAGGCAUGUAUACCUAUACGUUCGACUAUGCCCGGCGCCCCGACUGUCCGGUCUGCGGUAGCAUCUCGCGCGCACUCGCGAUGCGCAGCGCCGACACCCUCGAGAGCCUCGUGGAUCUCCUACGGGAACUGCCCGAUAUGUACGUGUCCCCCACUCACCAUCAGCCAGUGCAAGCGGCCCACCAAGAGGCAACGCGCGCGAAUCUCGAGCUGACACUUGCGCAACUGGGCCUGCACGAUAAGGACGCGUCCGGCGAGAUGCCCUCGGCGGCCCAGUCUGCCGUGCUCAUGCGCUCGGAUCCCCUCCCAGAGAACACACCGCAGGCUCUGGGUCCACAGUUUGACACGCAGGACCCCCGAGAUGCGUUUGCACUCAUGAGCAGCAUGGGCUCCAUUGGCUUCCAAGGCACAUCCGUGGCGGAGGCCGUGCGAAUUAUCGAGCGCAUGGAGGAAGCAGGUUUGUCCGAAAACGACCCGCGCCACCCCAACAACGUUCGCUGCACCAUCUUGCUGGGCUACACCUCGAACCUGAUCUCUUCCGGCUUGCGCGAAGUUAUUCACUUCCUCGUGAAGCACAAGUAUGUCUCGGGCAUUGUUACCACGGCGGGAGGCGUCGAAGAAGACUUUAUCAAAUGUCUCGGUCCGACCUAUCUCGGCCAAUUUCACCUGGAUGGCUGGUCCCUCCGCAAGCAGGGGCUGAACCGCAUUGGCAACCUGAUUGUACCGAACGACAACUAUUGCAAGUUUGAGGACUGGGUCAUGCCAAUCCUCGACAAGAUGCGCGCCGAGCAAGAUACGGCGCCACCAGAGGAGAAUGGCGAAAAAUUUGCGUGGACGCCCAGCCGUGUUAUUGAGCGUCUAGGACACGAAAUCAACGACGAGCGCAGUGUCUACUAUUGGGCCGCAAAAAAUGGGAUUCCCGUGUUUUGCCCUGCACUUACAGAUGGAUCCCUCGGGGAUAUGAUCUACUUUCACUCCUACAAGAACCCGGGCCUGACCAUCGACAUUGUGCGAGACAUCCGGCGCUUAAAUGACAUCAGCGUCAAGGCAAAAAAGGCAGGCAUUAUCAUUCUAGGUGGUGGUGUUUGCAAGCAUCAGAUUGCCAAUGCUAUGCUCUUCCGUAAUGGUGCAGACUUUGGCGUCUACAUCAAUACCGGCCAGGAGUUCGACGGGUCCGACAGCGGAGCGCGACCUGACGAGGCAGUGAGUUGGGGCAAACUCAAGAGCAAAGAAAACGGAGGCGAUACUGUAAAAGUGUACUGCGAUGCUACGAUUGUAUUCCCCUUCAUUGUGGCCGCCACAUUCGCCAAGGCCCACUGGGACGAGAGGCGUAGCGCCCAGCCAUAG
Messenger RNA from Malassezia sympodialis ATCC 42132, 2271 nucleotides. RefSeq lists its product as uncharacterized. NCBI's taxonomy places the organism in Eukaryota, Fungi, Basidiomycota, Malasseziomycetes, Malasseziales, Malasseziaceae. The transcript is spliced from 4 exons. Gene Ontology annotation, biological process: peptidyl-hypusine biosynthetic process. Gene Ontology annotation, cellular component: cytoplasm. Bases 1 to 2271 code for a protein of 756 amino acids. Gene Ontology annotation, molecular function: deoxyhypusine synthase activity. The record is from RefSeq and is a predicted model, not a curated record.